AUGGUCGUUGGACGUCUCCUCAUCCUCCUACAUCACGACAUGAGCGAAGUACCACCAGUGCUCGAAAGCCCGGCGGCGACAGGCGGCACGGCGGGCACGGCGACGGCAACGGCGGCGGCGAGCCGAAACGCAGAACCGGCGUGGCGGCGGCCGUCACCGCGGCCAGCGACGCCGCGCGCAACGCGAGGCGUGUCCGCCCCGGCGGCAGGCGGGAGCACGCCGAUAGUGGCCAAGCAGACGACGAGCGGGGCCGAGCGCACGGCGUUACCGGAACCGGCGACGACAACAGCAAAGGCACCCAGCUCGUCGUACCCGGCGGCACGGGCAGCGGCCACGCACAAGCAACGCGCACCCGUCCUGGUCCCACCCACACUCGAGCCGGCGCAGCGGCCCACCGCAACCCCGCCCAAGCGCCCCGCCCCCGCAAGCGACGACUCGGACAUCGAGUACACGGGCAGCACGCCGGCGCGGCCCCGGGAGCGCAAGCGCGACCACGACCGCGAGCGCGACCACAAGCCCAAGCGGGAGCGGGAGACUAAGAGUGAACGCCUGCCCAAGCGUGAGCCCGAGGCCAAGAGUGAACACAAGCCCAAGGCCAAAGUCCGCCGAGUCGACCGGCAACCCGUCCCCGUCCCCGCUGCACGUACCCGCGCCGACACGCCGCUGCGCGAGCUCUCCCCCGCCGCCAUGCCGCCCCAGGUCCCAUUCGUCCCUGCAGACAACGGCCCGCGCGUCCGCGGACGCGGGUGCCGCGUGCUCGCUCCCGCUGUGCGGCGCAACCUCCUGCACCUCCUCCUUGGCGGCGUCGUCGGGAGAAGGGCGCAACCCCUCGACCAUGUACACCGCGUCGCUCCGCACCUCCGGCUGCGCGGCUGGGAGGACGUCGCGGCCCAUGUUGGCGCGCGGCCGGCUGAUGUUGAGCGCGUGCGCCAGGCCGCUGCGGACAUGAUGCGCUUCCAUGCCGACAGUAUUCAUUGGGAGGGGCAGCCGUAG
Vanrija pseudolonga is the source of this 993-nucleotide messenger RNA. RefSeq lists its product as uncharacterized. The coding region runs from base 1 to 993 and encodes 330 amino acids. NCBI's taxonomy places the organism in Eukaryota, Fungi, Basidiomycota, Tremellomycetes, Trichosporonales, Trichosporonaceae. The record is from RefSeq and is a predicted model, not a curated record. The transcript is spliced from 2 exons.